GCAGGCUUGACUGCAUAAAAAGUCAUAUUCCCACCCAUAUACCUGACCUUCCUGAUGUGUUGUUAGCUACAUCUGAAUUUUUCAGAAGAGUCCAAGAGUUCCAAAGAACCGAUCGAGAAACUCAACAAAGAUUUCGAAAACUUUACGACAUCUGCCAAAGUCAGAGAAGGAUCAAGAUGAAGUCUUCCGUACCUCUCCCGGUUUAUAUCCUGACUCUCUUGGCCACGAGUUGCUUUGUCUCAGGUUCUUCUCUCAAAAGAAAGGAGGAUCCGAUGGAAAAGGAAACUGAAUUUGUCAAGCCAAUGAAGGGUUCUUCUCUCAAUAGAAACGAGGAUCCGAUUGAAAAGGAAACUGAAUUUGUCAAGCCAGUGAUGGCUUCUUCUCUCAAAAGAAAGGCGGAUCCGAUGGAAAAGGAAACUGAAAUCGUCAAGCCAAUGAUGGAUGAAUUCGCAGAAGAGCUUCUUAAAACACUGGAAAACAUAGAAGAGGUGGUUGAUCCCUGCCCCGCUGACUGGUCACACUUCAGUGAAUACUGUUACCACGCAAGCAGUUCCCCACGAAAUCAGAGAGAGGCAAGGUCAUUUUGUCAAUCUCUAGGUGGAGACCUAGUGAAGAUAACCAGCGCUGAGGAAAACGAGUUCGUCUUGUACCUGGCAAGGAAGUUUGCAGGGAAUGGUAAACCCACGUGGAUUGGUCUGUUUUGGCAUCCAGAAUCCGUAGCAUAUUACUGGACUGACCGUUCGGUACCAACAUACACCAACUGGGCUCCAGAUGAACCUAAUGGAUUUGCUAAAGAACCUUGUGUAGAGAUGUACACUGGGUCCACGAGGCUCCCCUUCAAAGCAAACGGUUACUGGAACGAUGUUCCUUGUACACCUAAAUACAACACCGUGUGCAAAAAGCUGGCUUAGUUGCAAUGAUAACUAAGUCAUCGUGCAUUCAAAAAUCUUUUCGUUGAGAGCUGGUAAUUAAUUAAAUCAGUGCAAUGCAAAGUAAUUUCGUAAAACUAUUAUGUAGCGUGUUUAAGCUUUCGAUUAUAAUAACAAACCAAGUAGGUUGUGCUUAGUGUGAAUCUUAAUAGUAAUUAGAAAACAACUUGUAACAGCUGAUAAUAAAACUUCGAAAAGAUA
Molecule: messenger RNA, 1130 nt
Organism: Stylophora pistillata
Lineage: Eukaryota; Metazoa; Cnidaria; Anthozoa; Scleractinia; Pocilloporidae
Product: perlucin-like protein
Source: RefSeq, a predicted model, not a curated record